Paramecium tetraurelia is the source of this 1239-nucleotide messenger RNA. RefSeq lists its product as uncharacterized. Gene Ontology annotation, biological process: protein phosphorylation. NCBI's taxonomy places the organism in Eukaryota, Ciliophora, Oligohymenophorea, Peniculida, Parameciidae. The record is from RefSeq and is a predicted model, not a curated record. Gene Ontology annotation, cellular component: nucleus. The transcript is spliced from 2 exons. Gene Ontology annotation, molecular function: ATP binding; cyclin-dependent protein serine/threonine kinase activity.
AUGCAAGUUCCGUGUCGAACCAAAAAUGUUAACAAAUAUUACAAAGUGAUUGCAGAGGUAGGUUCAGGGACAUAUGGAAAGGUUUAUAAGGCGAAAUGUUUAAAAACAAAUGAUUUUGUUGCAUUAAAGAAAAUUGAUACCAAAGAUCAAAAAAUAAUGGCAGAAGGAUUCCCUAUUACAGCCAUAAGAGAAAUCAAAUUGUUAAAAAUAAUGAAUCACAAAAACAUUCUGCGAUUAAGAGAGAUCAUAGUGAGCAAAGCAUCUCAUAGGAAUAAUUUCAGAGGAUCAACAUUCUUAGUCUUUGACUACUACGAUCACGAUUUUGCUGGUCUUCAUAGAUAAAGAAAUGUAUUCGCAUUACCAUAAUUAAAAUGCAUUUUCAAACAACUAUUGGAAGGUGUUAAAUAUCUCCAUGAGAGUAAAAUUAUACAUAGAGAUUUGAAAUGCGCAAAUAUUCUAAUGAAUAAUAAGGGGUAAGUAACAUUGGCAGAUUUUGGUUUGGCUAGAACGCUAUCUAACGUGAGUAAUCCCAAAUACACUUACAAAGUAGUCACGUUAUGGUACAGAGCACCAGAACUCUUGUUGGGAUAGACUAAUUACAAUACUUAAAUUGACAUGUGGAGUCUUGGCUGCAUAUUUACUGAGUUAAUAACGGGAGAUGUACUUUUUAAAGGGGACAUUGAGUAUCGUUAAAUGGAAAAGAUCUAUGAAUUAUGCGGUAGUGCUAGCGAGUAGAAUUGGCCUAAUUGUGUCAACUUGAGGUAAUGGGAGGAAUUCAAACCCAGGAGAAAUUACGAGAGAUUACUUACCAAACACAUCAAGGAACUUUGUCAAAUACAAAAUAAAUAGAUUGAUCAAGUCACUUUGGAUUUAAUAGAAUAGUUGUUGAUACUUGAUCCUACUAAACGGUUGAAUGCAGCUCAAGCUUUGAAUCACGAAUUCUUUAAAUAAGACCCGAAACCUUGUUCACAAAAUGAGAUGCCUCAAUUCGACAAAGAAUUUCAUGAGACUCUCUUGAAAAAUGACAUCAGAUUAUAAUAACAGAGAAUUGAUAGAGCUUAGUUCAGACCUCAACAAAAUACGUCUUAGAAGUUUUAAAAAUUGAUUAAGGAUGAAAGGAACUAAGCAAAACCACAAGUUUAGUAGCAGUCUCCAUAAAGAGAUGUCAAAAGUUUUUAAGAAGUUGAUAUUAGUGAUUUAAUUAAAUUUGAAAUAGAGAAGAAAGUAAAAUUAAAUUGA